Cryphonectria parasitica EP155 is the source of this 153-nucleotide messenger RNA. RefSeq lists its product as uncharacterized. The transcript has a single exon. The annotation marks the transcript as partial. NCBI's taxonomy places the organism in Eukaryota, Fungi, Ascomycota, Sordariomycetes, Diaporthales, Cryphonectriaceae. The record is from RefSeq and is a predicted model, not a curated record.
AGACACGCCACGCCCUGCAACGCGCUCAAAACAUGCACACACGAGCAGCGGGCCAUUCGGCGCCUCGAGAAGAUCCUUCGGCAGCGUUACAGCGACUUCCUCGUCUACUUCGGUCUCGGGGGCCGCAUCCUCCCCUCGCAAGCUCCUCGCUGA